This is a messenger RNA of Pteronotus mesoamericanus, 2100 nucleotides long. It is a transcript of the gene ZNF580, whose product is annotated as zinc finger protein 580. The record is from RefSeq and is a predicted model, not a curated record. Gene Ontology annotation, biological process: regulation of transcription by RNA polymerase II. NCBI's taxonomy places the organism in Eukaryota, Metazoa, Chordata, Mammalia, Chiroptera, Mormoopidae. The coding region runs from base 1173 to 1694 and encodes 173 amino acids. Gene Ontology annotation, molecular function: RNA polymerase II cis-regulatory region sequence-specific DNA binding; DNA-binding transcription factor activity. The transcript has 3 exons.
GAGAGACCCUAAGCGGUGGGUCCGGGUCGCCCAGUUUGACAAGUGGGGCGCACGUGUCUCGGGAUGCGGGGUGAAGAAGCCCUGAGCUGCCAAUACUGCAUUGAGCCCCUACCCUCUCCCAAGACCUUUGUCAGAUCCUGAGGAUACAGUGUUGACGGGACAGAGCCGGGCCCUGCCUUCGUGGAGAGCUGGGGACACGGACAAGAAGACAGCAGAUCCCUAAAUGAGCAAGACAACCAUGGACGGCGACACAGGAUGCGGAGGAAACCAACUGACGUGACAGAGCAUCGCCUGCCAGACCUCUAACACCAUCCGCGAAGCUUGAGUGAUGAAGUGGCAUUUGAGCUGAGAAUGAGUGGCCAGAAAGGAUCUGUCCUUGGGAAGGGAGCCGCAGACAUGAAGGCCCUGGAGGCGGGAGAGGUUUCGGGGGCAGCAAGGUGGUGACAGGGGCCGGCCCACACCGGGCCUCAGGGCUCCCGGGCUUUACUCUAAGUGCAGGGAGGAGGGUUUUAAAUCAGAUAAUGACAGUUUUAAAAAAAACGCUGCAGUAUUGCCAUAGAGAAAGAGGUGGGAGGAGUCUGAGGGGGGUGGCUGUCACUGUAAAUCACGGUUUGCAGUUGGGUGGUGGCAGCUAUGGUUGGGAGAAGGGUGAGGAGCUUGGAGAUAGCGGUCACGUGAUCUCUCCAAGCCGCGCCCUCAUCUGUAAGCACCUACCUCCUGGAUCUGCUCUGAGGACGUGCUGCAUUUAGCAAUAGUGAGGGCUCAGUAAGUUAGUCAUUGUCAUUAUUUCUGGGGAUGAGGUGGGUGUAUGGGUCUGAAGCUCAAGAAAGGGACCUGAGCGGGAGACUAAGAUUGGGUGGUUGUCUACAUUUGUAGACCAGGAGCGAAGUGAACCCCUGGGGCACACUUGGCACUCUCUGUUGUCACGACAGGACGGGGAGUCGGGAGGGGGCUACUCGUGUCUGGAGCGUACAUGCCAGGGAUGCUGCUCAACAGCCUACGAUGCACGUGACAGCCCCCACCACAAAGAGUGUCAGUGCUGCCAAAGUGGCGAAGCCCUGGUGUGGACAGAAGAUGUCGUUGUCCCUUUAAACCAGGCAUGCCCCCUCAGUCUCCACUGUCCCCACCUCUACAAGGAUGCUGUCCCGUAGAAACAGAAGUUGCCGCUCCAGAUGCUGCUGCUGCCCCCGCGGCCACCCCACCCUCGGUCCUCCUCUCCGGAGCCCAUGGACCCACCGUCCCCUAAGGCUCCCCCUUUCCCCAAGACGGAAGGGCCUUCCUCCACUCCUUCCUCGGUGGCCGGGCCGCGACCCCCACUGCUGGACCGACACCUGCUCAUCGACGCCAACGGGGUCCCCUACACGUACACGGUGCCGCCGCCGGAAGAGGAGCCCCGGCCCCCGCCCCAGCGAGAGGCACCCCCACCGGAGCCCAGCCCUCGAAAGGGCUACAGUUGCCCGGAGUGCGCCCGUGUCUUUGCCAGCCCUCUGCGGCUGCAGAGCCACCGCGUGUCGCACUCGGACCUCAAGCCCUUCACGUGCGGUGCCUGUGGCAAGGCCUUCAAGCGCUCCAGCCACCUGUCCCGGCACCGCGCCACGCACCGUGCUCGCGCAGGCCCACCGCACACCUGCCCACUCUGCCCGCGCCGCUUUCAGGACGCGGCGGAGCUGGCGCAGCACAUGCGCCUCCACUAAGUUCAGACCCGGCCCUGGGCCUCGACGUCGGGCCCACACAGCGGCACAACCACACACACUCCCCGGCUCUGCUGAGGCUACUGCCUUACCCCAGGCCUCAGUUUCCCUAUCUAUCCAAAGGGAGAAAUGUCAUUCCUUCAUUCAUUCCCUCCCUUUCUCCCUAGUGGUGUGAUGUAGAUCAAGUCGUUGACCUUUCCUGGGCCUGGGAACCAGUCGCAACUGGGUUCCAGCCCAGCUGUGCUGUGUGAGCCUUUGCAAGUGACUUAACCUCUCUGAGCCCUGGCUUUCUGCUCUGAAGUGGUGAAAGGUGGUCCGUGUGGGAGAUUUGACAAAUAAGCACGGGCACGACUCCUUUCUCUAUCUUCCCCUUACACCCACGCCCCUCACCUUUUGUUCAAUAAACAUU